Molecule: messenger RNA, 2412 nt
Organism: Schistocerca nitens (vagrant locust)
Lineage: Eukaryota; Metazoa; Arthropoda; Insecta; Orthoptera; Acrididae
Product: galactoside alpha-(1,2)-fucosyltransferase 2-like
Exons: 7
Coding region: 70-1164 (364 amino acids)
Biological process (GO): carbohydrate metabolic process
Cellular component (GO): membrane
Molecular function (GO): galactoside 2-alpha-L-fucosyltransferase activity
Source: RefSeq, a predicted model, not a curated record
UCUGACGAGUCGCCAGCGGCCGCUCACGACAGCUGUACACCUGUACACCUCUGCAGCAACUCUUAUAGGAUGCCGCCACCGACCACGUCAUAUAUUCGCCAAGGUUGGUGGCGCGUGCCAGCCGUCUUGAUACCUCUGCUGCUACUGUUGAUCGUCAGCUACAAUUUAGGAGACACCGCACAGACCAUCACUGCGUUCGUCAGGUCGCCACAAAUAAAGGAAACAGGAGCCUGCAUGGACGGUGUGGUGACAGCGCAGCCUGGUGGCAGACUGGGGAACCUGCUGGUGGAGUAUGCGUGCUCCGCCAUUUUGGCGAACCGGCACCACCUACGGCUGGCCAUGCCUGCCAGGAUCCUCGAGCCACUGUCCGCCAUCUUCCACAACCUCAGUGCAGAACCGCUGGGCCGAGUUUUGCAGCAGCCGCCAUGUGAAGGAAACCACACAGAGGAGGGGUUCCUGGACGACCCGAAGCACCAGCUCCUGACGUGGGAAUCUGUAGAGAAGACACUGAGCCACCUGAGGAGCAAACACUUGCCGCUCAUUUUCAAGAGGUACAUGUUUCUACCAGAGUAUCUCGCACCCUCCUUGGAAUUUUUGCGACAAGAAUUCCGUUUUCGGCCGGAAUUGCAGAGUGUCGCAAGCGAAAAGUUACACAGGAUUAGAUUGGAGACAGCGAGCGCCACUGGCACAAACUACACCCAGGUAUGCACGGUGGGGGUGCAUGUACGCAGGACGGACUACAAAGAGUUCAUGCAGAACAUGUUCCAACUGAAGCAGCCGGCCGGCCUCUCAUACUACAAGGCAGCGGCGACCGCCAUGUUGACAGACCUGCGCCACGAGUGCGCUGCUGUCGCAUUCGCCGUAACGAGCGACGACAACCAGUGGUGCCAACAGAACUUGCUGCCCACUCUCACCAGAAAUGCGUCUAAGGACUCGCCAGCCAGUGUGGGGUUCCUGAUGACCUCGGACUCUCCAGGAGAUGACCUGUGCCUGCUGUCCUCCUGCCAGCACCUCAUCAUGACCUACGGCACCUUUGGACUGUCAGCCGCCAUCUUGUGUGGCGGGAGAACCAUCGUAUAUGAUGCGCCCAGCCACGGCGCCAAGGAUGGGCCCUCAGCCCACAAGAUGGCGACCAUGGUGCCUGGAUGGCGACUCGUCGCAUAACACUGCAGCAACCUACUGCUGAAAGUAGAGCACUCUAGUGGACUGGUAUUGUACCUACCUCCUAUCUGCGACAUUAUGCCCAAGUUUUUCUAAAGUUUGAAUCCAUGUGUUUCAAGGGCAACGUUCAUACUGACUGAGCUGUUGAGGCAUGGCUCAUGGCCAGGCAUUACAGCUUCACCACUGACAGUAACUGUUUCAGUGGUGCCCUACAGCAAAAAACGAUGGACUAUUUUAUAGUAAAUAAAACUAACAGUGCUUUAUAAUAACGUAAACAACUUCCUAAGACAAUAACUAAAUCAGUUUUUUGUGUUAUUUGCAUCAUCCAGUGUCCUCGUAUUGCACUGUUGAGUGCUUUCGGUGAGGUACACGUUGCUCCAGAUGUCAGGCAACUUUUCACAAUAUCUGAACUUUUAAAACAUAGAUAGUGUCGAGCACACACACACACACACACUUUAUAUUUCAGUCAAGGGAUAUUUAUAAACAAAGAUUACUUUAUUGUAAGAACCUGUAUUUUCACACAGCCAGUCAGAAAAAUGCAGGUUUCGACAAAACAGCACUAGGAUGAUAGUUGAACAUCGAGACUAAUGCCAUGAAAUUUAGAAUAUCAGAAGCUAUUAGAUGUAAACCAACAUUUGCAGAUAAACUGGAACAGAAAUCAUCCAACUUCAUAGAAACCACUUUCCUUAAAAAGAAAAACGUUGCUCCUCCACAAACGUUUAUAUUGGCUAUAACAGUUUUUGAACAAAUAAUACAUUCUGGAGUGUGUGUGCUUGUGUGUUUCGUUAAUUUAUGUCAAUAUUUAAUUAAUAAUAUGUAAAUACAGCUUAAAACUUCAUGCGAUGUGUGAAGAGUGCACGCAAAUUUGCACCUAAAAAAUGUACCAUUUUCGUAAACAGUAGACAUGCUCCACAAGGAGACAUAAUUCACAGACCAUGAAAAUAGCUGACUACGAAAGUUUCAUAUUACUUGGCGCUUCUAACCCAUCUCUCUGUGUGCACACACAUGGGUUUAACACAUGUUACCAUUUACAUAAACUCUAUUGCGUAGACUUUUUCGGCGACCUUUACAAUCCAUUCUCAGAACUGUGUGAAGGAACUAUAUUGUGCCUGUUACAUGAAGUUGUUCGAUAUUGCUAAGCCAAUCAGUAUUCUUGUUAAUCAUAAUGUCAUUUAUUCUUGUUAUUAUUAUUAUGUAUAUGUGUGUUUUAUUGUUGGUCCGAUCAAAGAGAGGGGCUGGAAGUCUUAAUUU